Messenger RNA from Arthroderma uncinatum, 1659 nucleotides. RefSeq lists its product as uncharacterized. The record is from RefSeq and is a predicted model, not a curated record. Bases 1 to 1659 code for a protein of 552 amino acids. The transcript has 6 exons. Lineage: Eukaryota; Fungi; Ascomycota; Eurotiomycetes; Onygenales; Arthrodermataceae.
AUGAAGAUCAAAAAUAUCUUCCAGAGCAAUUAUACCGAUGCUAACUGGCGGAAACCCCUUCCAAUUAUUGCCAGCCCGGUUGCAACAGAGGAAGACCGGUUAGAGGAAAAGCAUAAUGACGACCACGGUCAAGCAGAAGCUGGACAGACACCCGCUUCCAGCGAAAAUCCUGUCCUGAAAAAGAAUCGUCAACCGACUUCGAUGGAGUUACUAUUCGAUCUCUUCUUCGUCAGCGCCCUUGCAGCCUUUAAUGCUUCUCAUGAGCUGACCACAGCCGACAGCAUUUCUAAUGUCAUCACAGGCUUUAAGUCGUACAUUUCCUUCAUCACGGUUUUAUGGUUCUACUGGCUCCAAGCUACCAUCUUUGAUGUUCGGUUCUACACGGAUUCCCUUGUGGGGCGGGCCUUCAAACUUAUUCAUUUUGGACUCACGGCUGGAUUCGCGAUCACCGCUGUUAGGUUUGAUGUCAAUAAGUUAGGAGACGACAGUACUCAGUUUCGAAGCGUGUGUAUUCUUCUCACGGCUUCCCGAGUGGUUCUCAUUGCACAAUAUAUUCCUGUCGCCUGGUAUCUAAGGAGAUAUAAAUCAACGUUUAUGGCCAAACUUAUCGUGAUUGCAACUCUUUCCGUCUCUGCGAUCAUAUUUCUCGGUUUAGGAUUGGGUGCUAAAAAUAUCCAUUCAACGAGAACACAUGCUGUCUGCUUUUGGGAGAUUUUGAGUUUUAAGGGAACUCCGAUUAUAGACAGAUUCAUCGGCCUAACCUUGAUUGUUCUAGGAGAAGGGAUUGUUGGAAUGACGGACUCGCUUAAAAGCAUUGCAAUGGGGACGAAAGACAUUUCAGGAACAUCCCUUGGCCUGAUUUUGUCCCACAUCUUACUCAUUUGUUUUGUUUACGCGCUGUAUAUUGAUCAAAUCGAUGGGGAGCGCUUUGAAUACAUUCAACAACAGUUUUGGGUCUUGUUUCACUAUCCGCUGCAUAUGGCAAUUCUCGUCACAAGCAAAGGAAGUCGCUCCUGGAUACUGUACGAUGUUUCUAUACAUGUCUUAGAAGGCGCUAAGAACGCUGCUCUAUCAGGCCGUGGUGUAGCCAAAACAUCGGCAGAAGUUGUCGAUGUUUUAAAGAAAGUUGUUGAAGGUCUCUCUAAUCGGCUCGUUAAUGAUGAUGGGAGACCAGAUUUUGCCUCCCUCUAUGAUGAUCUAUUAUCUAUAAAGGAUCUUAGCAAGUCUAGGGACGAAUUGCGCGCUCUUACCAACCAAUUUUACUCAAGGGUAACCAUCUGGAUUUUCCACACUUUUUCUAUCCAGGUCAAAGAUGAAGCGCAAAGUAAGGAGAAAGCAGAAGGGGAUAAUGCUGCCUCCGCCGAGGUCACGAGAAUACUUGCCGCUUCGACUAUCGUCUUCAGGUUCUUCUUUAUUGCUGCAGGAAUAACCCUCGUUGUGCUCGCCUUGCAACACUGGCUUUCCAAGUCAAACAAAAGCCGCGCCGAAUUCUUGAGCAUUAUCAUCACUACUACCGCGGGAGUUUUCCUCUCAUUACUAUCGGUCAUGUCCUUAUAUGAUAGCCCUAAUAAAGAGUCCGCACUUGGGCAUUACAUUAAUAUAAGCUUCCCCUAUCCUAUGACCCUCUCCAAAGAUCUCAACGUGGCUAACAACCUCUAG